This is a messenger RNA of Ruditapes philippinarum (Manila clam), 5225 nucleotides long. RefSeq lists its product as uncharacterized. Bases 906 to 1745 code for a protein of 279 amino acids. Lineage: Eukaryota; Metazoa; Mollusca; Bivalvia; Venerida; Veneridae. The record is from RefSeq and is a predicted model, not a curated record. The transcript is spliced from 4 exons.
UGAUUCAUUGGUGAUUCAUUGACGAUUCGUUGAGUUUGUCGAUUGUUGACUGGUUUACUGAUAUUUGGAUAUGAAAUGGCUGAAAGUGCAUUUGAAGACGACCUGAAAUUUUCGCUUUUAGUUGAAGGUGUAGUCAGAAAGGCUCAGACUGAGACAACAAAUGAGAGGUCAGAAAUAAUUCGUGAUGUAAUAAGGUUUCAUAUUAACACCUGGCUCGAUCAGGUAGAACAAAUUAACCCUCUUUAUAAAGUAUCAGAAUUAAUUCCAGUUGGAAGUUACGCCGAGGGAACUAAAAUAAUACAUGCAGACGAAUUUGACUAUUUAGCUGUCAUUGAAGAAUUGUCAAAACCGGAUGUGAUAGAAAUAGAUACAAGUGAAAGCGAUAUUAAUAAAGGCUUGGUAAAAGUCGUAUUAGCAGACGAAGAAUCCAAAGUUGAAAAUGGAGCGGACUUUGUAAAGACGGUCAUUUGAAAUGUUUUCAACCCAUUGACUUCCCUGUACUCGGUGAAAAAAGAUUUGGACAUGUUGUUAUCGACUCGGUCUGGAAGUUUAUCAGAAACUUGAAACAAAAAGGACCAUUAUCAAGGGCGCCAACUGUCAUAGAUAUUUGCAAAAUUCUCUUACCUGCCGUGAAUGGUGUGUCUUUACUUUUCACAGGUGCUGAUUUUAGAGCACCCAAUGUUAUUCUAAACUUUGAAGACGAGAACAGGAAGGUAUCGGUCGAUGUUUCACCAGCAAUAAGAUACCAUAAAAUCCACGACUGUUUCAAAGUUGAGGACUGCUCUUGUCCACAGUUUGCUGAACUUAUUCUUCUACGCAAAUCCCUAUUGUUUGUCGGAACUGAAAGUGAAUCUGAUUUUAAAGUGACUGUAACGGAAGCAGAGGUUGAAUUCAUAUUGACUGUCAUGAAACCCGAGCACAAGAUCAUCUAUGUAUUUCUCAAGUAUAUAGUAAAAUUAUACGAGAGAGUACUUAUGGAAACAUUUACCUCAUAUAUGAUGAAAACUGUGUGUAUCCACCACGACAUUAAAUGUGAAAAGGACGAUAUAUCUAUUAAAGAUUGUUUACAAUUAGUCAUGAAUGAUCUAAAUGUUUGCAGGCAGCAAUCUUUUGUUAUAAGUAUAGUAAAUAAACAUAUUCACCUUUUUCAUACUUACCUGGACAGAAAAAGAAUAGAAAAAGACAGAGAGUGCUUACUUCAAGGCAUGACUGCAAUGUGUGAGCUAUCUCCAGAAAUUGAAACCGUUGAAGACUUUGAUACAUUUAUGAAGCGGGUUGUUGACAGCGAGCGUCAGAAAAGAUAUAUAGCUAAAAUGGAAGAAGAUAAACUAAACAGAGAACACACUGAAGGCUUUUACAAAGAAGUUAAUGAAAGUAUUUCAAAUAUUGUUGCUAUGGGUUACGAUCCUGAUGAAGUGAAAAAAGUUAUGGAAAAGGCUUACCUUAUGUAUGAUUCUGAAUCAGCUCUUAAAAUUCUUCAAAAGCGUGCCAGGAAGCGAGAGGAGAAAAAGGCUAAAGUCACUGAUGACUUUUCUAUAUCUGGUGGCAUUUCCAUGCAUGUCUCUGAGACGAAUUCUAUCACUGAAAACUGUUCUGGUGAUGGUGUGCCUGAAAGACUUUCCGUGUCGGUAAAUACGUCUCUUGAUGGGAGCUCACAUUCUGAAGAAUUUCCCCUUGCUGUUUACGAUCCCCAAAAAACUACGGUCACACAUGAAAUUUUGUACCAAAGGAAAAAAGAUGUUUAACGUUUUAAGAACAAGGGACAAUGUGAUGCUGAUCGAUAUAGCAAUGGUAUAUAUAAGUGGGACUAAAAAAGGAUUGGAACACCACACUAAAUACCGUAUUCAGGUAUAUACCGGACAAGGCGCUUGAAUGAUAAAGUGCUAAAAUAUUGCCUUUUUACCCAAAGGAAUGAACUUAAAAAGGUCUAAUCCAUCUUUUUACACAGAUUUAUGCAUGAUGAUGAAUGAAAAAUGUAAAAAAUCUCCGAAAAAACGAUAUUUGUCUAUUUUGUGAUCAUGAUUUCUGCAAUCGUCUAGAGGUACUGCUCCAAUCCUGUAUUGAGUUAAGAGAGUGUUACUGACAUUGACUUCAGUCAGUUAAGAGUACUGGUGUGUUAUUUCACAACGAAAAGCAACACACUCAAAUACACACCCAAAUGCGUUAACAUCGAGGCAUAAAAACACUAACUCACAGGGCGAGCGAUUUAAUGUCAGAGGGCUUUUAUUGCAGAUGUUAAUGCACGAAAAAUGGUGCAUGAUUGCAUGAAAGUACAAAGCAAUCGAACGAAAAACAGUGCAUUGUUGUACUAUUAUGCAAGAAAAAAUAAUAUUUAGUACAGUUUAAAGUUAAUUAGUUCGUAUUUAUGAAAUUAAAUUGGCCAGUCGCGGCGCAGUAGAUCUAGUGUUUUAAAUUAUUUUUAAAUGGUCGAUUUACAAGACUGGUUAACAGUUUGCCGAUUUACCAAAGUAAAUGCAUUAAGAUUCAUUUAAAAUGCUACAAUCCUUUUGGGCAAAAAUUAAUUUCAAACACUAAUUUCUAUUCUUACUUGCUACUAAAGAAGAGAAUUGAUAAAAUAUGUUGAACUACAUUAAAUGUUAGCAUAGAAGUAAUUUUCCUGACGUCAUUUGGUUUUUUAACGUCAUAUUUGACGUCAUGUGACACCGAUGUAAGGCUAAUUUAAAGCGUGCUAGAAUGCAUAUUUUUCGUUAAUGUAUACAUGCGCGCCAAGUUUUUAUGCAAGAAUGCUCUAAAAUAAAAGCUUUAAAAAUGUCGAAAUUUAGUGGUUUAAUAUUUAUCAGAGAUAUAUACAGUAGGCCCUCAAAGAUUCUAUUUUAUCUUAAAUGUCUGUGUUUAGUUUACCCCGAAUUACUUCUACACUAUACUAGAUACAAUUUAUUAUAUGUAGGUGUAUUUGUAAUUAUAAGAAUCUAAAAGCUACAGCACAAGGUCAACAACAAUUAUGAAUAAAUGUAUAAAUACAUGCUAGAACAGUUUACAUUAUUCUGUGUUACAUUUGUAUCUUGUUCAUUAGAAUGUUGUUUUUUUUCUUUGGUUUGCACGAUACAAAAAUUGACAGAAUCAUGUGUGAUAGAUCUAGGUCAAAUGUUUGUUUUCCUUCAUUUUUUAUGCCAUCUUUUUAUUAACCCACCUGUCACAGUGACAGGCUGAACUGUUUAAUAAAGUGGCUGCUAGAGCUUAAAUUAGAAAACAACAUCUAAACAACAUCUCAGCCACUGGUUCAAUUUUGAAAUAGUUUUACACAAAAAUUUUCUUGGUGACAGUGUACAAAAGUUGUUUAAAGCGUGCUUCUUGGAGGAAAAGGGGCUCUACUUUGACCGUUUGACCUAUUUCUUAUGGGAGCAAUCCAGGGCCCUCUUGGCCCUCGUGUUUGCUUUUAAGCUUGCAAAGGCCCGAUGAAUGCAUAUUUGACAAUGUUUUUCUUUCAAUGCACAUCAGUCUAUAAACUAUAAAUGUGUGUGAAAUCACAGCUGCACGCGCUACAUAUUUUCCGACAUUGAAUAAUAAGAAUAAAAAUAUUAUGACAGGACAGCAUAGUUAUUUUUUUCCCGUUUUUCUCCCCCCCCCCCCCAUCUAAGUGUGAUUUUGACCUUCGGGAUAGGGUUCUAUGUCUCGUGCCUGUCACACUGUUACGUCGUACAUAACAAGUGUGUCAAAAACCUUCCAAAAUCCCUUGAGGUAUGACCAAGUUAUGGGCUAGAUAAGGGUUAAGAACACACGUACUAAAGCCCGUCUCACACAAAACGCGGUUGGGCACACGGUUCCCAUACGGUAUACUCGGUUGUACACGGAUUGACUGGUACGAGUUUUGAGCUCCAACUGUGCUAGGGGAUUAGUUGGCACGAGUUAGACACGAAUAUAGCACGAGUAUGUACGAAUUGAGCACGGAUAUACUCGGUCAAACAAGGUUUGAACACGAUUUGCAUACGAAUACAUACGACUGUUGUACGGUUCAAAGUACGGUCUAGUACGGUUUGGUACGAUUAAACACGACUUUUACUCGACUUUCGUAGGAUUUACAUAGGGUCCCGCCUACUUUUGUUCGAGUCAUGCUCGAAAUAUCACACAUUUGUGUAAGUUUGAUAUAAAUUAACCCAUUUUGAUGACUUGGCUUCAUAAAUUUCGAAAUUUCAACGAAGAACACCUAUAUAUAGAUCAUUAACAUUAAUAAAUGAAUAAAAAGGUGAAGCAAUGUAAAAUGUGUCUUUUUUUCUUGGGGGCGACGAGCUGGCAUGGGAGUCUGAAUCCCUGGGAGACAUGGGUAUUGCAGGUUGGUCCUCCAGCUCAUCAGGGUCAAUAAGUUGUAGUGGUCGGUGGGCCUGGAUGGCCCUUCUAGUAUUCAUUAUGUGCGUCCAAACCUUCUUCUUUGGAUACAUUCUAGUGUGAUGCAGCAAGUAUUCUUGGUAAGGUGGCAGCAGGUAGUUGUGUUAUUUUGUACCGUUCUUGCUGACGUAGAGGCCACGUUAGACCGUACGAGGCAGUGUGAGACCUUUUAUACCCGUACUAUACCGUGUCGGCCAUGUAUGUUUCGUACAUUAACCGUAUAAGUCGUAUGGCGAUCGUAUGAAACCGUGUGUGCACUCGUUUGAAUCGUACCGUGACCUUGUGAUAUCCGGGUGUUAAUCGGGUGUUGGAUUUAGGACUUAGGGACGGUCUCGAACGAUUCCAUACGAUUUAUAUACGACCUUGAUACGGUUGGGCUCACUCGUGGAGUGGACUUCACAUACGGCUGUAUAUACGGUCUCAUAUGGUCUCACACGGUCUUGUACGGUCGCUUAUACGGUCAUACACGGACAUGGCAUCCGUACUAGUUAUUUAUAAGUUUUUAAAAAUCAUACACGGCUUACACGGAUACACUCGAAUUGCCCGAGUGUAACUCGGAUAACGCUACGGUUUGUUCGGUUGUAUAUACGGUUUACACGGGUGGCCAACCGUAUAAGCCGUGUGUCCUGUUUGAGAUGGGCUUAAUCUACACACACACGAACGCGCAAAUUGAUGUACAGACAUUAUCAGAACAAAACAGAAAGUUUAUUUAGUCGUAUGCAUGGUACAGCAUAUAGAUAUAUUCAAACAAUUUAUACAUGCAAUACAUGGCAAUAAUAUGUAUAAAUAAACAUGGUAUCAUAUUUACAAGAGUGUUGUAUUUUAUCAUGGCGUAGGAAUAAAAAAGAGUAUAAGCUCUAAGCGCCAGUAAGAGGAAAACG